This is a messenger RNA of Aspergillus terreus NIH2624, 816 nucleotides long. RefSeq lists its product as uncharacterized. Lineage: Eukaryota; Fungi; Ascomycota; Eurotiomycetes; Eurotiales; Aspergillaceae. Gene Ontology annotation, cellular component: cytoplasm; nucleus. Gene Ontology annotation, molecular function: ribonucleoside-diphosphate reductase inhibitor activity. The coding region runs from base 1 to 816 and encodes 271 amino acids. The record is from RefSeq and is a predicted model, not a curated record. The transcript has a single exon.
AUGCCCUCCUCCACCAUCUCAGUAUCUACCAACAACAGUUCGCUAGACUCCAAACGCAGACGCUUUCAGCCACCCAUCACUACAUAUUUCACGACACCAUCAAGCCCCACUUGUCCUCCUCACCUUUCGCAUACCCACUAUUCCGCCGCUACUUCCUCCCCAACCCCCGUCCUCCCUGAAAAGAUCCAAGCCUCGCUAUUCUCCGUCGGAAUGCGCGUCCGCAAGUCCGUCGCCGAAGGCUACAAGACCAAGACCGAAAAGACAAUGGAUGACAUCAAACCGACGCCAACCCUCUACCCCGCAUGCCGACCAUAUGUCACUGCCCGCGCAGAGCUCACUCCGUUCAGCGGAAUGGCAAGACCGAGCCAUCUGACAACACCUCAGCCUUACGCGGAACCCGUGAUGGAUGACUCCGAUGAUCAGAUCAUCACCGACGAUGGUGACGCGUUCUCUCUCCCGCCCAGCAGCCAGGAAUCCGCUGCGUCGCUUUCUACGCAAGCUCACGGCCAAAAACGGACAUACGACUAUGACAGCGAUGUGGACGAAUCCGACGAGUUUGCCUUCAACCCUGGGACGACUACUUGGCUGGAUUCAUCGCUGAGAUCAGCUCACAAAGCAGUUCCGGCUAUCGGACGCACCAUUCUUGCUCCCAGUUUGGGCCGGCAGCGGCGGCGCUUUGUCGCGGCUCAGAAGCACGGUGGGAUGGAGGUGGACGAUUUCGAAGAGCCUUCCUUCCUUCGCAGACGGGAGGAGGUCGAUACGGAAUAUGGCACGGGCCGAAACAGUGGCUACGAGGUCCAGAUGGGUGGUGUCUAA